Bufo gargarizans (Asiatic toad) is the source of this 951-nucleotide messenger RNA. It is a transcript of the gene OAZ1, whose product is annotated as ornithine decarboxylase antizyme 1. NCBI's taxonomy places the organism in Eukaryota, Metazoa, Chordata, Amphibia, Anura, Bufonidae. Gene Ontology annotation, molecular function: ornithine decarboxylase inhibitor activity. The record is from RefSeq and is a predicted model, not a curated record. Gene Ontology annotation, cellular component: cytoplasm; nucleus. Gene Ontology annotation, biological process: positive regulation of protein catabolic process.
GGCGGUUGCUCGCCAUUUUGAGAGACUCCGACGGAAGACCGAGGGUUUUCUGGCUCUGUGACCAGAGAGGCCGGAUGGUGAAAUCCUCUCUCCAACGGAUACUCAAUAGCCAUUGCUUUGCCAGAGAGAAGGAAGGAAAUAAAAGAAGCAGCACCAUGCCUCUUCUGAGUAUUCCCAGUAAUAGUAGUGAAAGUUCCAGGGUUUCUUUCAAUUGCUGUAGUAACCUGGGUCCCGGGCCUCGGUGGUGUUCCGAUGUCCCUCACCCACCCCUGAAGAUCCCAGGUGGGCGAGGGAAUAGUCAAAGGGAUCACAAUCUUUCAGCUAACUUAUUUUAUUCUGAUAAUAGGCUGAUUAUUACAGAAGAUCUUGCGUCCAAUAACCGGACCCGAGUUCUUAAUGUCCAAUCCAGGCUAACAGAUGGCAAGCAAGUGGACUGGAGAGCCGUGUUAAACAAUAAUAACCUCUAUGUAGAAAUACCGACCGGCACACUCCCUGAUGGGAGCAAAGAUAGCUUUGCUGUUCUGUUGGAAUUUGCAGAGGAGCAACUCCAAGUCGAUCACGUCUUCCUCUGUUUCCACAAAAACAGGGAUGAUAGAGCUGCACUCCUCCGGACUUUCAGCUUCUUGGGCUUUGAGAUUGUGAGACCUGGACAUCCUCUUGUCCCUAAGCGACCCGAUGCUUGCUUCAUGGCUUACACGUUUGAAAGAGAUUCUUCUGAUGAAGAUUAGAAACCUGCAAUGUUCUGCAACUUUUUAGAGCUUUUUUUUUUUUUUCGUUAGUCUGAGUUGUGAAAUGUUGUAAACAUCUUCUUUUUUACUGAUGUGGUUACUGGACCUGGGUGGAGCAGGUAGUAGGGGGAAAGAUGUUGAAGUUUUCAGACGGAUCUUUUCUGAGUAAUUUUUUGCAUGUUUGAUGUUGAAUAAAUGCGCACUCCAGAUUACUGCUACAUCA